Molecule: messenger RNA, 4904 nt
Organism: Ixodes scapularis (black-legged tick)
Lineage: Eukaryota; Metazoa; Arthropoda; Arachnida; Ixodida; Ixodidae
Gene: nompB
Product: intraflagellar transport protein 88 homolog
Exons: 25
Coding region: 105-2612 (835 amino acids)
Biological process (GO): intraciliary transport; non-motile cilium assembly
Cellular component (GO): centriole; non-motile cilium; ciliary basal body
Molecular function (GO): kinesin binding
Source: RefSeq, a predicted model, not a curated record
ACUUGGCAACCAUUUCGAAAACAGAACUGUCGUCGCAUCGUCGCACCCGUGGCAGUGCGAGUUCGUCGUUUUCUCAACCCGCUACAAGCAUUAACUUUUAAGCAAUGGCAGUUAUGUCAGAAAGAGUGCAUUUGGUGCCUUCUGAUGAGGAUGAUCUGUAUUCGGGUUACAAUGAGUUUAAUCCAUCUCUUGACACAAACAUGUUGAUGCAAGAUGAGGGAUUUCAGCAAGCUGUCCGAACCAGCUAUGGUCGAAGACCCCCAACAUCCUCAAGAUUCCAAGCUGGAAUGCCCAGUACAAGCACAGGUUUCAGGGGACAGACAGCAGUGAUGCCUCCCUCACGUCUGCACACAAGCGUUGGCCAGCCCAGUACAGCUCGACCAAUGACAGCUGUCCGUGGUGCCGGAUACAGUUCCGCCGGUGUGCAAGGUCAACUAGCGAACACAUUCGAUCCUCUAAACCAAGCAAAGGCAUCUACGCUGACCUUUCAAACGAAAGAAAAUGCCAGUCCCGAAGAACGCCUAAAGCAACUUGAGACCUCCAUCAUGGAAUUGGUGGAACAAAGCUGCUUUUCAGCCUCCAAGAAGGAGUUCAAGCUGGCUCUUGAUCAAGCAAAGGACGGCGUAAUGAAAGAGAAACAUCUGUCUCGACAACGGGAGCAGCUCUCGGCGGAGAUAGCUCCUAACCUGGAUCUCACCUAUUGCGUGCUGUUCAACCUGGCUGUGCAGUAUGCGAACAACGAAAUGUUUGCCGAAGCAUUGAAUACCUAUCAAAUUAUUGUCAAGAACAAAGCAUUCUCUAAUGUUGGACGUCUCAAGCUGAACAUGGGCAACAUUUGCUUUUUCCAGCGCAAUUACACAAAGGCCAUCAAAUUCUACCGAAUGGCUCUCGACCAAGUUCCGAAUACCCAUAAAGACAUGAGGAUCAAGAUCAUGAAGAACAUUGGGCUGGCGUUCGUGAAGAUGGGCCAACUGGCAGAUGCCAUCACGUCUCUGGAGUACAUCAUGGCAGAGCGGGCGGACUUCCGGUCUGCCCUGCACCUCAUCGUGUGCCACUACACCAUAGGGGACCGGGACAAAAUGAAGAGGAGCUUUCUCAAGUUGCUCGACGUUGUGCUCGAGCACGUCGAUGACGAGAAGGGAGAGCCCUCUUCGGAUGACCCAAUAGAAAACCUCUACUAUGAAGAAAUAAAAAAUGACUCCCUUCAGCAAAUCGAAAGGGAGCGGAGACACGAAGCUGAAUGGUGCAUCUUGACAGCAGCCAAGCUGAUUGCCCCAGUCAUCAGCACCUCAUUUUCGGAAGGUUACGAAUGGUGCGUAGAGCAAAUCAAGGCGUCGGCCUACUCUGACAUUGCAAACGAUCUCGAAAUCAGCAAAGCAGUCGCAUACCUCAGGAAAAGGGAAUUUAAUCAGGCAAUUGAAACUCUCAAGGCAUUUGAAAAAAAAGACACAAAAGUUGCCAGCACCGCAGCAACCAAUUUGUCUUUCCUUUAUUUUCUGCAAAAUGACCAAGCUCUUGCAGACAAGUAUGCUGAUCAGGCAGUUGCUGCCGACAGAUACAAUGCUGGAGCUCUUGUGAACAAAGGUAACUGCUGCUUUGCAAGUAACGACAUGGAGAGGGCAAUCGACUACUACAGGGAGGCGUUGGCCACUGAAGCCAGCUGUGUUGAGGCCCUGUAUAACCAAGGUUUAGCAUACCAGAAGCUUGGAACUCUGGAAGAGGCCCUUGACUGCUUCUACAAGUUGCAAGCCAUCAUCAAGCCCUUCCCUCAAGUGACCUACCAAAUAGGCUACACCUACGAGCUCAUGAAGGACAUGGACCAAGCGUUAGAAUGGUACCAGCAGCUAGUGACGCUCGUGCCAACCGACCCCCACCUCCUGGCUAAAAUUGGAGAGCUGUAUGAUGCACAGGGAGACAAGCAACUUGCAUUCCAGUACCAUUCAGAUUCUUACAGGUACUUCCCAUCCAAUAUUGAGAUCAUCGAGUGGCUGGGAGCCUACUACAUUGAGUCGCAGCUCUUUGAGAAGGCCAUCAAGUACUUUGAGAAGGCUGCCAUUAUCCAGCCAGCACAGGUGAAGUGGCAGCUUAUGGUGGCCAGCUGCCACCGCAAGAGCGGCAACUACCAGAACGCCCUGCAGACGUACAAGGCUGUCCAUCGCAAGUUUCCCGACAAUAUUGAAUGCCUCCGGUUCCUUGUGCGGCUCACCACCGACCUGGGCAUGAACGAGGCAUCCGAAUAUGCGGCCAAGCUCAAGAAGGCCGAGAAGGCCAAGGAGCUCAAAGAGCAUAGGUCGAGCAGUGGAAGCAGGAGCGGGAGUCGCCGGAGCAGCAGUCGGCUCUCGAGAGACAGCUCUGCCAGCAGCAAUGCGAGUGUGCCUUCAGAACAGGCGGCAUCGAAAAGCCCUCAGUCUGCAAGCAGAGGACGUCGCCACAUGCCCCUGGUCGAAGCAGAGGAGACUUACCAGGCCACGCCCAAGGAGAUAGAUGCAUCAUACGAGGAUCCCUUGGGACCCCUGGAACAGAGACCACGCACAGCAGCACGGAGACGGGACGAAGUCGUAGACGACGAAUUCGACAACGAAGAGCUCGGAGACGACAUGCUUCCCGAGUAGUUGGAUUCCACACCAAGGUUGCAAGAAACACUGCAAACAAGAGAACUGAGAAUGUGUGCUCAGACCAGAGAGCUUUCUCUGGUUCAAUCAUUUUGACAGACUAUCCAGUCUAUUGAGGAUAAUGUUGCCAUUCACAGCCCUAUGAUGACUGGGAGGCCUUCGACUUGCCCCAGCAUCAGCCUGGCACUUCUAGUGUCUCGGCCACACGUGCAAAUUUGAAGCUCACACCUUGCUUGAACACUGUUGAAGGUAAAAAACUCGCACUGGAGACAAGACAACUGAAAGUCUUCCCUCUCUGUCUAAAGCUGUUGAUUACACUAAACAAGAGGUGUGCGAGCCCCCUUAUGUUAUGUGGAUAUUAUCAGAUGGUAACUUUCUCCUACCUUUUUGUCUUUCCCUGAAUCAUAUACACUUAAUAAAUCACACGUGGAAGCUGGCUAGCACCAUACGUGGAGUUGUCAAGAUGUCAUACUUUAGGAAACGGGUCAGCCCAGACCCUAUACACCUACAGAAACAUAGAGUUCCUGUACAGACCUUUUCACCCUCCGUCGCCUGGGCACUGCCAUCUUGGAAUAACAUGACGCGGUCGCCAUAAGGUGGCCCUGGCGAAGGCGUUGCAUUUGUGUUUUUCGUUGCGUGUUACUGCGCUUUUUUGCCUUGCUUUGUGAAGUGUCAUCUGAUACUUAUUUUUACUACCUAACUGCAAGCCACCAUUAUGUGCGCAACUUCUACGUUUGAUUUUACAGCACGUAUUGACAAUUUGCACCGUCAGCAUACCGGAUAUGUGUGAGGAAAGGAAUCAGCGUUAGCACAGGUGCACAUUGAGUAUGUAGACGACUCUAAGGUACACAAGGUUUGAGAGGCCAAUUAUUUAUGACAGUGCAAAUUUGAUUAAGUGAUGGUGGCUAAGUGAUAUCGGUGCAAUAAGAAGUUUGGGGCAUAUUUAUGAUCAUGCAUUUAUGAUCUUAAAGAAGACAAAUAUAGUCAAUGCAAAAAGUCUUUGUGUGUUUCUUGAAAGCAUUGUGCUCUGCCUUCAUAACAAAUAUAAAACAGUUGCUUUUGAUUAUAUGGGGGAGUUAUUUUUGCGGUAUAAACAGUCGCUUGAUCCGUUUAUUUAUGAAUUUAAAGAACCUAUACACUGUGUUAGGUCUCAUGUCUGCAGUCAUUCAAUUUUCUAAAGAUAUCCAAUUGAAUUAAUUUAUUUAGACAGAAAGGGUUGGACUCCCCGGGUGAAAACCGUGUCAAAGACAGCUUGUGAGUGUCUGACAAAAGUGCCUGAGGCACGCAAUAUCUGACGCCGAAAAGAAGCCGUCUGCAUGGAAAUCUCUGUAGUGCAGCAUUGUCAAUGCCAAGUUACUCUCGACACCGCUGGAAGUAAGAAGCGUAUCUGUUAAAACAAAUAAAAAUCUGUCUACACAAAUUCAUGAAGUGGUGCCGGGUAUUUGACUCGAGCCAAGCUUGCUGGAGGUCAAUUCUCUUGAGCAGUCUAAUUUUAUUCCGCAAUUUAUAUGCGGAAGACGGAAGUUAGUUUUCAAUUGACGGGUUUGUCCCUUAUCUCAUAUUCUCAAUACGUAUAACAAAUAGUUUCCUAAGGUCGACAUUGUGAAAUGCUGCUAAUGAAUACUUUAGCAGGGCUGAUAGUUGAAAAAAUGCUCCACUCGGCCUAGGAAGCAUUAUUGAGACAUCACUCGAGUACUUCCUUUCAUUAAUGAAACUGUUGAAAAUAAUAUUGCUUCAUUUUUGCAGUCCAUGCGUCAUUACAGGGCAGUUUCCCAGUCAGAAAUUAUCACAAAAUGGUGGUGUCCUCGAAAACCAAACAGUGAACACUAAACUUGCGAGUUUAUCUGUUCUUUUUAAUUCAGCACAUUGUUGGUCAGGCUGUCGACCUGCUUUUUCACUGCCUUCAUGCAUUAGUCUCAUUAGUUUACUUUUGUGGAAACUAGUAUCAGCGGGUACGUCCAGUACGGCUUGGCUCCUAGACAUUGCUAACCACUCCCGGCAUCAUCUCGGUCAUUUCGCCGCUGAUCCUGGCUGAACGAGGAACAUGAUCAGAUGAAGAUGUUAUUACGUCCGCAAUUUAGGCUCGUAACUACGUCGUAGUUUUCAAGGUGGCUUAAUGACCACUGUAUCAUUGGUCCUGUACCACAAGAGAUACAUUUAUGUAACAAAACUAAGUGACAUGGCGCAACAACACAGCCGCGAGUCCGCUGAAACCGAAACCAACCAAAUUGAAGCCACCUUAUCACCGUAUUGCAAGCAUAACGUCUAUAAAUCUCUUUUAAACCUACCUAA